Molecule: messenger RNA, 4669 nt
Organism: Exophiala oligosperma
Lineage: Eukaryota; Fungi; Ascomycota; Eurotiomycetes; Chaetothyriales; Herpotrichiellaceae
Exons: 3
Coding region: 1-4620 (1539 amino acids)
Source: RefSeq, a predicted model, not a curated record
AUGGCUUCGAAGCGUGAUGUCGUCACCAUCUGGAACGAUGCGGUGAACAAAUACAACGAGAACGCUCCAGCUGGUAUGAAGAUUGAAGAACCCGAGGCCAGUCAAGUCACGAAAAUUCAUGACACUCUAAAAGUGCCACAGGGGCCAGACAAAGGCCCCAUUUUCAAACGGAUCCUCAAGAUCCUCGGAGACAUCUCAAGGGUGGCUGAAGGGGUAGUGGAAACCGUUGGUAGUCUCGUGAGCAUUGCCUAUCCGCCUGCAGGGGCCAUCUCGCAAGCACUGGCCUAUGUAUUCAAGACCUGUAACAAGGUUUCGAAAAACCUCGAAGAGAUUGCCUCCUUCUUCGAGACCAUCAAGUUCUUUUUUGAGAGACUCUCUCUACUGGAGGACAGAAUGCCCCCUGAGCAUGCGUUUUCGGAACCUUUGACGAGGGUUCUUACCUCCAUCCUCCACAUCUCCGGCAUCGCCAGAAGAUAUGUGGGCCAAAACCGAGUGCUAUCUUUCGCCAAAGGUUUAGUCAACAAGGACGAAGGCCUCGCAGAUGCCUACGUCGUUUUGAAGGAUCGCAUGACCGAGCUUGAAUCCAGCGUGCUCAUGGCCACCUUAGGCACUGCCACCGAAAUCAACAUCAACGUUCAGAGGCUGCAUGAAGCUGCAAAUGUGCAGACAGAUAUGUUGGCCCAGGUGAGCUUACAAACAGACUAUGCGAUACAACGCUUGGAUGCAAUUUUCAGAAAGGAAGGGAUAGAGGAACUCGUCCCGGCUCUUGGAUCUGCCGAGACCGAGGAUUCGGCGCAUUGCAAGUUGAGAGCGACUCAGCUUGCCAUCCAAAAGCUGAAAGACCGAUUAUUCACCUCUGUCGAAGAUCAGAUUGAACUUCAGAUCCAAGAGCGACUGAAAGGAUUUGAAAGUGCGUACCUCAAAGGCACCUGUGAAUGGGUUUUGGAUAAUGAGACUUGGAAAUCAUGGUACACUAGCGGCAAGACUAACAGGCAGGAAGCAUCACGCCACAAUAGCCCAUCUGGACAGGUCAACAUUGACAGGGACAGAGCAUUGCGACUCAAUGGCCAAUCUGGACAGGGCAAGAGCAUGCUAGCGUUCUACCUGUUCCGCUAUCUCAAAAGUCGAUCUGAAUUAGCUGUUGGUCGGAGAAUUCUAGUGGCAUACUUUGAUUUUUGUAACGAUGAUGGAAGUGUGCGCUCACUCGAAAGCAUGCGCUGUUGUUGUGCCCUACAAGCCGCCGAACAAGAUCUGGCCUAUCAAAAGCGCUUGAUGGGAAAUGAAGAGGCAGCCAAAGACCCACAGGAGUCGAGGAAAUCAAACGAAUCCAUGAGGAAAGAGGAUCCAAAGAAACCAAAGGAGUCAAAGGCUACCUCUGGUCCGGGAUCUGACGGCGAUCGCACAUCCUGGAAAUCACUUUUCCCACAGACCCAGUCAAAAGGUCAGAAAGGCGAGACGAUAUUAUAUCUGAUUCUCGAUGGGGAGAAUGCAUUGGACGAAUCAGCCUGCGAGAAACUUGAAAAGGAGCUGAGGGACAGAAGAUUGGAAUCCCAAUAUUGGGUUCGAGUCAUCUUGACCAGGAACAAUGACGAAACGUCCCAGUGCAACGUCCUUGACAUUGGACUCGGCCUUGAAACUGAUCUCAAGCUUUAUGCCGGCGCUGUUCUACCACAGUUCCCGCGUUUGUGGAGGCGCCAACCUAGCCGGUUGAAGAUCGUCGAUCAGAUUUGCAAGGAGGCACAAAGCUAUACAUACAUAAACUAUGCUCUGUACCAUCUGAAUCAGAUUCGAAAUCGGCCCUCUGAUGGGUACAAGCUGGCAGAGCCCAGGAAUCUUUUCAGAUCAAUCUUCGAAGAUUGGGGAAAAUGGAAUCCCAGCCCGGGUACCAAGAGCACCCGGAGCGAUAUUGCUGUUCGACGGCUUCUCACCUGGCUGAUGUUUGGCCAGGCAUGCAUUACACUACGAUGUGCAGAUCGACUCCUUAAGCUAGAGAAACAAGAUGAGGCCAGCCAACUCAAUAUUGAUGAGAUCCUUGACGGUCCCCUUGGCUGUAUCUUCUCUGUGUCGGUCAGCUCGAAGGUGAUUCCAGCAAGUGUAGGAGGGAUAACCGAGAAGAGCACUGAUGAGGACGACCGCGGCCUCCUUAGACUGUCAACCAACAAGAUCAAGCCUUACUAUCUGAAGAACUAUAAAUCGCUGUAUUCGAGGGCCAGCACUGACCAAUUGCACCCUCGAGUAUUGAUGUUCGAAAUGCUCACGAAAUUUCUUACUCAACCCCAUGAUCAAACGUAUGCGUGGAGCGAACUUGUCUCUUAUGCGGCUUCGUCAUGGUGUAGUCAUUUGAGCGAUUUGAUUAAGGACAACACCCUGCAGGAAGGCGCCAACAAAGAAAAAGUUGUGGACAAUAUACGAAUGAUUCUUAACCCAAAUGAAACGAGCUCCCGGGGCCUCCGACUGUUGGAGAGUCGCGUUGAUGUGGACAACACCGAAAAACAUGUCUCGGUCUUCGGGGAUCGAGAACUAGCGGAUUCUAGGAUCACGGAGUUAUCAGAGUACCUUGGAAAAGACCUGGAAACCUUCGCCAUAGGGGCGAAGAUGCGCAGUUCCAAAGCUGACCUGAAAACUGUUUUAUUAGCUUACAUGGCUGAGCUUCAUAUCUACCAGUGGUUGAGUGCUAAAUAUCCACGCGACGCCUACAUUUCCUUUCGACUGGCACAUCAAGCCCUGGACGAUUCGAAGGCUUUUCACAAGAAAAUUGAAAGCCGAGCUACCAAAGGCAAUGAGACAAACCGUUGCGACUUGUUAAAAUACACAGAUUGGAAGUCGUUCGAACAAGUCUUGGAGCACUUUGGCAUCAAAAAAGCUGAUAGCUCGGCUCAACAAUUGAAGUGUCUCUCAAUGGCUCUGCGGUACGAUAAGCACUACCCUCAAGCUCUCACCGAAAUCAAGGAGGCCCACAAGAAAGACCACAAGGGCGAGUGGCGCGAGAAGUUUGAAUUGCUGGACCGCGAAGCCCGCAUCUACUUUGGUCAGUACGAAGAUGCAAAAACUCCCGGAGACAAAAAAUUAGCGUUAGAAAACGCUGUCAACACUUUUGACGAGGCUCUAAAAACAUUUCCUUCGACGGACGCCGAGAUCCUGGGCCCAGAUCGUUGGGGACGACUGAUGAUCUACCAGCUAAAGGCGCUGGCCGAAGCAGUGCUACAUAAACGGGAUGAAUGCAAGGCAAGUGUCAAGGAGAUCUACAAUAAUUCGAGUCCAGAGACUCCAGAGACUAGAAAGAUUAUUCUUUAUUUUGACGACAUUGUCUCGGAGAUGGCUAACGGAAGCCCUUCUGAAAAAAAUCCAUCAAAAAAGGAGCUGUCGAAAGACGUCGUCGACCUAUUGCACUCGGUGCAUAAAGAUCAACUUUCCACCCUGUGCGCUGAAAAGACACACAGGCAUCUCCAGCGUGCGGUCCAACUACAAAAGAAGCCCAAAAUGCUCGAUAAAUUGUAUGAUGAGGCAGUAGUAUCCUCAAAAAAUCGCGGUGAUCUUUUGGCUGUAAGCCGGCUGUGGGCGUGGCGAGGAACAUUCGAGCGACUAAAAUCUAAAGACGAGACGGCAAAAGAGUAUCUCCAGAUCGCACUCGAUCUCGCCAUCUAUGGAGAUCUCGUUGCCAGAAGGCAGGCAAGCUGGCAGUUGGCGGACAUUCUUCUAGACGACUUUUUGCGGCCAGAGCCUCUUGAUGAAGAUGCAACACCUGUCCUGGCCUGCCAAGAGACGGCUCGCGAUCGACUGGAGCAACUCUUAAAAUCAGUCAUUCUGCUACAGGAGCCUAGCUUCCAACCCGAACUGUCGCCAACCAGUCUUCCGCUGACCAUCAUGUACAGGCACCUGGGUCCAAUUCGGACGUUCAAGGAGAGGGCAGAUGCAACGUUCCGUGCCUGUCUGGCCGCCCUCGAAGACGACACCCAAUCGAACGAUGCGCCCAGCUUGCGGAUGUUAGCAAAGACACUGUUACUUAUCCCCGGACUUGAGUGGCAUGCAGGUCUCGCCUUCUAUUACCAGUUUUAUACCGUUACUAAACAAGCCAGCGGAAGAGAACUAAACAGACAGGCGAAAAAUUCAAUUAAAGCCUUUAAUAUGGUACAGGGCUCACGAAAGAGGUCUCGCCGACAAAAGGGUGGUGCGACGGGAAAUAACGAUGAGCAAGACCAAAAGGUCGAGUUGGAAGUUGAAUGCAGUAAUUGUGCUGCAAAUAUCGACAAAAGAAUGCUCAAGAAUGCGUCUGUUCACCUAUGCUGCGCUUGUACCCACACUCUGUUGUGUAAUACAUGUUACAAGAAACGUGAUGAAAAGGAGAGUUUGGAAGUGCGGUGCGCCUCCCAGCACCAAUACAUCAAAGCACCACCCGUAACCGAGAAGACGCAGAAGGAGAAGACGCAGAAGGAGAAGACGCAGAAGGAGAAGAUGCAGGAGGAGAAGAUGCAGGAGGAGAAGAGGAGGAGGGAGGUAGUUCCAAGCCCGGAUAAUAAUGAUGAAGAGAUCCAAGAUAAAUGUCGCACCUGGCUUAAGGAUCUGCAGAAUACAUGGGCCAAUCAGUGGAAGGAAUAUUUGUCGCCGACAGUAUCCGUCUAGGUUCAUCCGGAAACUGAAGAAGCACAUGAUGGUGAGACGUAGAAAAGGA